This is a messenger RNA of Sesamum indicum (sesame), 2155 nucleotides long. RefSeq names its product NAD(P)-binding Rossmann-fold superfamily protein (gene NYC1). Gene Ontology annotation, molecular function: chlorophyll(ide) b reductase activity. The record is from RefSeq and is a predicted model, not a curated record. Gene Ontology annotation, biological process: PSII associated light-harvesting complex II catabolic process; chlorophyll catabolic process. NCBI's taxonomy places the organism in Eukaryota, Viridiplantae, Streptophyta, Magnoliopsida, Lamiales, Pedaliaceae.
UGAUUGUGGGCUCGACGGAAAAGAACCCAACCCAACCUUCUUCCCUUAUACGCGAGAAGGAGCAAACAGUGCCACGUUUACGGAGCAAGCGUGGAGAUGAGAUAUUUGUUACUCUCAAGCCUGUUCAAGAACACGAAAGUUACAGCAGCUGCCAAUCCUUAAAGAUUGGAACGAAUUCUUAAUCAACCAGCUUUCUGAGUUCCCACAUCUCUGCAAAAAUUGAGCUACUAUUACUUGUGAUUAUCUACAAUGACCACGGUGGCAAAGCUGCAUGUUCCGCCGCUAGAUUGUCGUCACCAGGCAGGCGAACGUCCUCCACCUCGGCAUUUCCUUCGCCAUCGUCUUUUCUGGGACCCAGUUUGUGUGAAGGGUCGGGGGAGAAUUUGGGCUCGACCAUGCAGGUCUUUCAGGUCCGAGGAGGGUGUUGGGACUGAAGAGAAGGAGAAGAAAGGUGAAGAAAAUUGUGGUGAAGUGAGGGGAAGUAAUGGUUUUGCUGCUGGGAAAGAUGUGAACAAGUUUCUUGGGGGCAUUAGAAAUGCUAUCUGGAGAGUUUCGAAGCCCAGUUUGCGAUCAGAACGGAAGCUUGCAGAAGCAAUGGAGAAGUUGGAGGAAACUUUAUUUUCUUUUUCUAUGCACAUUGGAAGAUAUAUUGUGACAAUGUUAAGCACUGGAGUUAUACUGCUAAUUGGGUUUCAGUUGUCAGGUGGGGAUGAUCAAAUGAAUGCAUUAGUUUGGUAUAGUUGGCUUGGAGGGGUUAUUAUUGGGACAAUGAUUGGUUCCAACAUGGUGUUAGAGGAAGUGAGUCGAUUUGGUCCACGCAAUGUUGUUAUAACUGGAAGUACACGAGGACUAGGAAAAGCUUUGGCACGUGAGUUUUUACUUUCAGGUGACAGGGUCGUUGUUACCUCACGCAGCCCUGAAUCUGUGGACAUGACCAUCAAAGAACUAGCAGAGAAUCUGAAGGAAGUCAUAAUUGCUACAGGUGGCUCAUCCAGAACACAUCUACGGCAUGCAAAAGUAGUGGGAAUUCCAUGUGAUGUCUCUAACCCUGAUGAAGUUAGGAAGUUGGCAAACUUUGCUGUCAAUGAACUUGGUUCCAUUGAUAUCUGGGUGAACAAUGCAGGGACAAAUAAAGGAUUCAGGCCCUUGCUACAGUUCAAUGAUGAUGACAUCCAACAGAUUGUAUCUACAAAUUUGGUUGGAUCAAUACUUUGCACUCAUCAGGCCUUACGGAUCAUGAACAGCCAAAGAAAUGGUGGUCAUAUUUUUAAUAUGGAUGGUGCUGGAUCUGGGGGAUCUAGCACUCCCCUGACAGCUGUCUAUGGCGCGACAAAAUGUGGACUUAGGCAGCUUCAAUCAUCACUUCUGAAGGAGUGUAGAAAAUCAAAAGUUGGAAUUCACACAGCCUCACCAGGCAUGGUUCUGACGGACUUGCUGUUAAGUGGUUCAAGUGUAAAAAACAAGCAAAUGUUCAACAUCAUCUGUGAGCUUCCAGAGACAGUUGCUAGAACCUUAGUUCCACGAAUGAGGGUUGUAAAGGGAAGCGGGAGGGCUAUCAACUAUUUGACUCCUCCAAGGAUUUUGCUUGCGCUAGUCACCGCAUGGCUGAGACGUGGUCGCUGGUUUGAUGACCAGGGACGGGCGCUCUACGCUGCUGAGGCCGAUAGACUGCGCAACUGGGCUGAAAGUCGUACCCGUUUUUCUUUCACUGAUGCCAUGGAGAUGUACACAGAAAACACCUGGGUUUCUGUCUUUUCACUCUCAGUGGUUUGUGCUUUCAUCAUCUUAUCAAGUACAAGUAGCACGUUGCCUGGAACCUGACAAUCAGCGCUCUAUCCCUUAUGCUGCUCAACUCACUUACAGAAAUGGAAGCCACUGUAAAUGCAAUUCCGAGGAAAAGCUCUUCUGCACAAAGCUGUCCGCCAAAUGAAAAUACGACGAAAAUACAGGGGGAUGCAUAGUUUUUCAAGCUGCAUCUCUGUGGUGCACUGCUGGUUUGCCUUUGCUCUGUCCCUCUCCGUAGGAGCAUGCAUACCAUGUUUGUAAAGAAAGUAGUACCAAUUUUUGCUAUGUAUAAAUGUUAUACUCCUUUGUAUUUGUAUUAAAUUACAGGCACUCCCUUAUAUUUGAUAUAAUUAUAAAUACAUCCAUAUCA